CUUGCCAUGGUCUCUGCUGACACCUCGCAUCCCUGGGCCGACGGACCCUGGUCUUUAAUCGAGACCCCUUCAAGAACUAAAGACGUGACCAAACAUGCCGCCAUCUACAUCGCCAACGAAAUGGCCUUUGCCCACAACGCAAUGCUACGCGGAUUAAAUAGCAUCUACUUACAAGCUCAUCACGUCUCACAACCCAGGGACAUCGCCGACUUCCUCUCCUUCAUCCACGCCUGGACCGGGUGGGUUUCCCACCACCAUAAAAUGGAAGAAGAAUCCAUGUUCCCCCGCUUCGAGGAAAUUAUGAACAAGCCACAUGCCCUAGAGGGUAAUGUCCAGCAGCACCACACAUUUCAGCCGGCCCUAAACCGGCUCGUGGCCUAUAGUGCUGAGACUAAGCCGGCUGAUUACCAGGCUGGAAUUGUGCGGGAGCUGGUUGAGGAGCUUGCACCGAGUUUUCGUGAGCAUCUUAGUGAUGAGAUUACCAGCCUGCUUGCAAUGGAGCCUUAUGAUACUGCUGCCCUGCUCAAAGUGUACAGAGAAUGCGAGGCUGAGGCUGGGAAACAGGAUAAGCAUAUAGUACCGCCAAUGGUCCUCGGCCUACGCGACAUCACAUUUGAAGGAGGGAAUAAUUGGCCAGUGAUACCGAUGUCAAGCUUAUCCAUUCCGAUUAUCAGGUACGUAUUCGCUCGGAAACACGCCGGGUCGUGGCGAUUUCUACCAUGUGAUACUUGGGGUAAGCCGCGCCCAUUACCCUUUGCUUCCGAGAGAUAGGGUGAACCGAAUAACAUUUGGUUUUGGCAUGAGAAGUGAAGUCCCUGGAAUUGACGUGGGUGGUUAUUGAUGAGGCUUUUAAUAUAAAGUGCUGGCAAUGAUAGAUAUAUUAACUCCAGUCUAUAUUCACCAUCUGGUCUAUCAAUAACAACACACAAGUAACAGAACUGAGAAAAAAAAAAAUCAGCUCCUUUAAUAAUAAACAGCUAUGUAUCAAUGCGGAGACACAAAUUUAUAAGAAAAUUAAAUCUCCUCGA
Messenger RNA from Talaromyces proteolyticus, 1028 nucleotides. RefSeq lists its product as uncharacterized. The transcript is spliced from 3 exons. The coding region runs from base 7 to 771 and encodes 254 amino acids. NCBI's taxonomy places the organism in Eukaryota, Fungi, Ascomycota, Eurotiomycetes, Eurotiales, Trichocomaceae. The record is from RefSeq and is a predicted model, not a curated record.